GUGAGCCGGAGGAACAGCUUCUACCUAAUUUCUGCCGCCUCCGAGAUCCGAGAGGCAGCCCAAAGGGAAAGUGAGAAUCUUGCCGGCGUCGCCUCGGAAGAAAGUGGAGGCCCAGCGGUCCCUUUGUUUUGUCCGUCGGCGGGACGCUUUCCGGCUGCCGUCAAGCGCGGCAGUAGGCCCGCGGGCGGGGCUGAGGAGCUGCCAUGGCGGCGGCGGGCCGGCUUCCGAGUUCCCCGGUGCUGCUGCUGCUGCUGCUGCUUGGGGGGCUCGCGCUCUUGGGAGCCGGGCCGGUUCCGGCACGGGCGCUGCACAACGUCACAGCCGAGCUCUUUGGAAACGAGGCCUGGGGUACCUUGGCGGCCUUCGGAGACUUCAAUUCCGACAAGCAGACGGACCUCUUCGUGCUGCGGGAAAGAAAUGAUUUAAUCAUCUUUUUGGCAGACCAGAAUGUUCCCUAUUUUAAACCCAAAGUAAAGGUAUCUUUAAAGAAUCACAGCACAUUAAUAACAGGUGUGGUCCCAGGGGAUUAUGAUGGAGAUUCACAAAUGGAUGUCCUUUUGACUUACCUCCCUAAAAAUCAUGCCAGCAGUGAAUUAGAAGCUGUUAUCUUCUGGGGACAAAAUCAAACACUAGAUCCUAAUAAUAUGACCAGUCUUAAUAGGACUUUUAAAGAUGAACCACUCAUUAUGGACUUCAAUGGUGAUUUGAUUCCUGAUAUAUUUGGUAUCACAAAUGUAUCUAAACAGCCUCAGAUACUAUUAGGAGGGAAUUUGUCAUGGCAUCCUGCACUCAACACUAAUAAUAAAAUGCGAAUUCCACAUUCUCAUGCAUUUAUUGAUCUGACUGAAGAUUUUACAGCAGAUUUAUUCCUCACGACACUAUCUCCUUCUAGUACCUUCCAGUUUGAAAUAUGGGAAAAUUUGGAUGGAAAUUUUUCUCUUAAUACUGUAAUUAAAAAACCUGAAAAUAUGAUGGUGGUUGGACAGUCAGCAUUUGCAGACUUUGAUGGAGAUGGACACAUGGAUCACUUGCUGCCGGGCUGUGAAGAUAAAAACUGCCAAAAAAGCACUAUCUAUUUAGUGAGAUCUGGAACAAAACAGUGGAUUCCAGUUCUACAGGAUUUCAGCAAUAAGGGCACAGUGUGGGGCUUUGUACCAUUUGUGCCUGAACAGCGACCUACUGAAAUACCAAUGCCAAUUACCCUUCAUAUUGGAGACUAUAACAUGGAUGGCUACCCAGAUGCUCUAGCCAUACUGAAGAAUACUUCUGGAAGCAAUCAGCAGGCCUUUUUAUUGGAGAAUGUCCCUUGUAAUAAUGCAAGCUGUGAGAAGGCACAUCGUAUGUUUAAGGUCUACUGGGAUUUAUCAGACCUAAAUCAAAUCAAAGAUGCCUUGGUUGCCACCUUCUUUGACAUUUAUGAAGAUGGAAUCUUGGACAUUGUAGUAUUAAGUAAAGGAUAUAAAACAAAUGAUUUUGCCAUUCAUACACUUAAAAAUAACUUUGAAGCUGAUGCAUAUUUUGUUAAAGUCAUUGUUCUUAGUGGUCUCUGUUCUAACGACUGUCCUCGUAAGAUAACACCAUUCGGAGUAAAUCAACCUGGACCUUAUAUCAUGUAUACAACUGUAGAUGCAAAUGGGUAUCUGAAAAAUGGCUCAGCUGGACAACUCAGCCAGUCAGCACAUUUAGCUCUCCAGCUACCAUACAAUGUACUUGGUUUAGGUCGAAGUGCAAAUUUUCUUGAUCAUCUUUAUGUUGGCAUUCCCCGUCCAUCUGGAGAGAAGUCUAUACGAAAACAAGAAUGGACAGCAAUCAUUCCCAAUUCCCAGCUAAUUGUCAUUCCAUAUCCUCAUAGUGUUCCUCGAAGCUGGAGUGCCAAACUUUAUCUUACACCAAGUAACAUUGUUCUGCUUACGGCUAUCGCUCUCAUCGGUGUCUGUGUUUUCAUCUUGGCAAUAAUUGGCAUUUUACAUUGGCAGGAAAAGAAAGCAGAUGAUAGAGAAAAACGACAAGAAGCCCACCGAUUUCAUUUUGAUGCUAUGUGACUUGCCUUUAAAAUUAUAUAAUGGAACAGUGUCUUCACUUGAUUAACUGAAAUACUAAAUUUUGGCUUAAAAGAAAAUAGGGAUAAUGAAUAUUAUUUAUAAAUGAUGCAUCCCUGGAAAAUAAUUAUUGGAAGUAUUGAAAUAAAUAUGGUCUGAAUAUGUCACAAGGUCUUUUUUUAAGUACUUUGUAUAUAAUAAUUUGAUUUCUUUAUUCAGUUACGCUGUGCUUCUUUUUUUCCAUAAAGUGGAAUGUGUUGCAUGUACUUUGGUGUUUACGUAUUUAAUAGCUUACAAGAAUAAUGCUGAGAAAUCAUGUAAAUAAAAAUAUUUAAAUGAA
Messenger RNA from Suncus etruscus (white-toothed pygmy shrew), 2379 nucleotides. RefSeq names its product integrin alpha FG-GAP repeat containing 1 (gene ITFG1). The record is from RefSeq and is a predicted model, not a curated record. Gene Ontology annotation, cellular component: plasma membrane. Lineage: Eukaryota; Metazoa; Chordata; Mammalia; Eulipotyphla; Soricidae. The transcript has 18 exons. The coding region runs from base 204 to 2042 and encodes 612 amino acids.